GAGCGGACGGAGACGGCCGAGACCGCAUUUGCGACAGGAAAGGGGUAAUUAGGGUUCGUGCGGCUUCUCCAUGAUUCCGUUCCUUUGAUAUCCCUGCCGGUGUAUUCUCGCUUUGAUUUCUCGCUUCUUCUCCUCAUCUUAACUGUUGGGAUCUAGGGUUUCGUCUUGUUUUGAUCGGAGCAAUCAGGCGUCCUCAAGUAUGAUUCUGUCGUCUCCUUUUAUGCUCUCGUCGAUCGUUGGUCCGAUCUCCGCCCUCAACAAUAUCCGCGCGCUCGGCCCCGGUUUGAAUCCUUUCGCGCCCUUUGGCAUGGGAAACUACUCGGCCUCCCGCUAAAUCUUUUCUUCUUCUCGAUCGUUCUUGUUAGUAUGUAAAGCCUCGAUCUUGUUUUCUGGGUUGGACCUUUUGCUGCAUACUUUCUUUAGUGGACAAGACCUUGGUUUUCCUUUGAAAACGAGAGAGCUUAGUUUCCAGUAUUUGUCUGAUCGGAAAAAAAAGUUUGUGGGAAUAGAAUUGUGGUUUCCUUUUCUUGUCUUCGUGGUUGCUCAAUUCUAGGGCUCGUGAGAUAUGUCGCCUGAGCAGCAGGUAAAGACACGGAACUAUAUUUCAAGCAGGCGACUUUUUAAGCACCGGCUGAGGGAGAGGGAUGACAGGGGUUGGACCCUACUUCACAUCGGUGCCAGAAAGGGUGACUUGAAAGAGGUGAAGCGACUUUUGGAUGCAGGCAUGGAUGUCAAUGUGACUGCUUUGGGUUGCAAAGCUCUAGGUGUGACCCCUCUCCAUCUCGCUGCACAAGGUGGACACAUCAAUGUUAUGGAUGAGUUACUCGAACGCGGUGCAAAUAUUGAUGCUAGAACGAAGGGAGCAUGUGGCUGGACUCCUCUUCAUAUCGCAGCCAAGGAGAGAAACAAGCAGGCUAUCAAGUUCCUGAUUGAGAAUGGUGCAUUCUUGCCUCCAGACAUAAAUGACAACCGGUUCAAUCCACCCCUCCAUUACUGUCCAGGACUGGAAUGGGCGUACGAAAUCAAGCACAAGCAAGAAGAAUGGCUUUCUAGCAGUGGAACUUCCUACAGCUCUGAGAACUAGUGCAGGUUUCUGCAAAGCUCACUAGUAACGGCAAUAUCUUACACUGAUCAGCAUGACUAUAAAAAAAUGUGAACACUUUUUUAUAGUCCUAAACGAUCUAUCAUGUUGAAAUCUUGUAAGAUGACUGCAUGUAUUAGCUGAAGAUAUUGUAUCAGCUGCAAAACCUUUCUACAUAGUCUUAUAAAAGGUUUGCUGCCGCCCUUACUGAUUUUA
This is a messenger RNA of Musa acuminata AAA Group (dessert banana), 1297 nucleotides long. RefSeq names its product phytochrome-interacting ankyrin-repeat protein 1. Gene Ontology annotation, molecular function: protein binding. Lineage: Eukaryota; Viridiplantae; Streptophyta; Magnoliopsida; Zingiberales; Musaceae. The transcript is spliced from 3 exons. The record is from RefSeq and is a predicted model, not a curated record. Bases 566 to 1084 code for a protein of 172 amino acids.